UGUUUAUAUAUUCCUCGUUUUGCACACAUGCUUGAGUUUGGGGAUAAGAACCACGAGGUGUCCAUGACAGCUCUCCGGCUGUUGCAGAGAAUGAAGCGGGACUGGAUGCACACCGGCCGCCGGCCCUCUGGGCUCUGUGGGGCAGCUCUGCUGGUGGCAGCAAGAAUGCAUGAUUUCCGACGUACUGUUAAAGAGGUCAUCAGGGUGGUCAAGGUUUGUGAGUCUACAUUAAGGAAAAGGUUGACAGAGUUUGAAGAUACACCGACAAGUCAGCUAACCAUAGAUGAGUUUAUGAGGAUUGAUUUGGAAGAAGAAUGUGAUCCUCCCUCGUUUACAGCUGGUCAAAAGAAACUGAAGAUACAGCAGCUUGAGAAGGUGUUAUCAAAAAAGCUGGAAGAUUUUGAAGGUGAAAUAUCGAGCUAUCAAGAUGAAAUAGAGAUUGAAUUAGAAAACACUAGACCAAAAGCAAAAGGCGUAUUUGCAAAUUUCACUAAAGAUGGUUCUAUAGAAGAUAAUACCUCUAGCAUACUUGGAGAAGAGGAGGCAGAAGAUGAGGAACUGGAAGCAGCUGCCAAUCACUUAAACAAGGACUUUUAUAAUGAACUUCAUGAGAAGGAUAGAGACAAACAGAAUGAAGAUGGGGAAGGUAAAAAUAGACAUGAAGCUGUUGUGAGACCACCCGCACUGGAAUCCUUGCUUGGUCCACUCCCCACUGCAGCCAGUCUCGGCAUCACAGAGUCCAUCAAAGAGUGCAUAUCCACUAAGGAUGGAGAGCCUGGUGAGAACACAGGAGAUGGUGAAUUAGAUCUGAGUGGGAUCGACGACAGUGAAAUAGAUCGGUAUAUACUUAACGAAGCAGAAGCUCAGAUAAAAGCAGAACUGUGGAUGAAAGAAAACGCAGAUUAUUUGAAAGAGCAAAAAGAAAAGGAAGCAAGAAUAGCAAAAGAGAAAGAACUUGGGAUUUAUAAGGAACACAAGCCAAAGAAAUCUGCAAAGAAGCGGGAGCCAAUACAAGCCAGCACAGCAGGAGAGGCAAUUGAAAAGAUGUUAGAACAGAAGAAAAUCUCAAGUAAAAUUAAUUAUAAUGUGCUAAGGGACCUGAACAGCAAAGGAAGUAACACACCAAAGAAAGAGGAUGACAGCACUGAUGACAGCACCAACACCAAGAAGCUGUCAAGAAGAAAAUCUAUUGCCAGUAGGAAUAUAGCCAACCCUGUAAACAGUGUGGGAAAAAGGAGUGAUUUAUCAGGAGGCAGCAGCCCGCUCCGGCUCCGGAGCCUUCACCCGCUGGCACCAACAAUGCGGCCCCGGCUGCGGGUCAGGCUGGCCAUCUCCAACCCUGCCUUGGAAAAACAAAGCCCCGACAUGAUGGAUGGGAAACCCGACUCCGAGAUUCGGUUGCCCAAACUUGUUUUGGAAGACCUGCUGGUGUUAAUGGAUCAACGUUUUUCAG
Molecule: messenger RNA, 1453 nt
Organism: Apaloderma vittatum (bar-tailed trogon)
Lineage: Eukaryota; Metazoa; Chordata; Aves; Trogoniformes; Trogonidae
Gene: BRF1
Product: BRF1, RNA polymerase III transcription initiation factor 90 kDa subunit
Exons: 11
Biological process (GO): DNA-templated transcription initiation; transcription preinitiation complex assembly; transcription by RNA polymerase III
Cellular component (GO): transcription preinitiation complex; transcription factor TFIIIB complex; nucleus
Molecular function (GO): RNA polymerase III general transcription initiation factor activity; RNA polymerase III type 3 promoter sequence-specific DNA binding; TBP-class protein binding
Source: RefSeq, a predicted model, not a curated record